GCUGAGAGAGCGGGAGUCAGUGGCGUCGGCGGGAACAUGGCUCCUUCUCCGACCAAGCGCAAAGACCGCUCCGACGAGAAGUCCAAGGAUCGCUCCAAAGACAAGGGGGCCGUCAAGGAGUCGAGCGAGAAGGACCGAGGCAGGGACAAAGCACGAAAGAGGCGCAGCGCAUCCAGUGCCAGCAGCAGCACCAGGUCUCGCUCUAGCUCCACCUCUAGCUCCGGCUCCACCUCCAGCUCCGGCUCCAGCAGCGGCUCCAGCUCCUCGUCAGCGUCUAGCCGCUCGGGCAGCUCCAGCACAUCCCGUAGCUCCAGCUCCAGCAGCUCCUCGGGCUCUCCAAGCCCCUCUCGGCGCAGACACGACAAUCGGCGCCGCUCCCGCUCCAAAUCCAAACCACCCAAAAGAGAUGAAAAGGAGCGGAAGAGGCGGAGUCCUUCCCCCAAACCCACCAAAGUGCACAUUGGGCGACUCACCAGGAACGUAACCAAGGACCACAUCAUGGAGAUCUUCUCCACCUAUGGGAAGAUUAAAAUGAUUGACAUGCCUGUGGAGAGGAUGCACCCCCACCUGUCCAAAGGUUACGCCUACGUGGAGUUUGAGAAUCCUGACGAGGCUGAGAAGGCGCUCAAACACAUGGAUGGAGGGCAAAUCGACGGCCAGGAGAUCACUGCCACAGCUGUGCUGGCGCCCUGGCCAAGACCACCUCCCCGGCGAUUCAGCCCUCCCAGGAGGAUGCUGCCACCACCCCCCAUGUGGCGCCGGUCACCCCCACGGAUGAGGAGACGGUCUCGCUCUCCAAGACGCAGGUCCCCUGUGCGCAGGCGUUCCCGGUCCCCUGGUCGCCGUCGGCACCGGAGCCGUUCUAGCUCCAACUCCUCCCGAUAA
Chrysochloris asiatica (Cape golden mole) is the source of this 885-nucleotide messenger RNA. It is a transcript of the gene RNPS1, whose product is annotated as RNA binding protein S1, serine-rich domain. Gene Ontology annotation, molecular function: RNA binding. Gene Ontology annotation, biological process: mRNA splicing, via spliceosome. Gene Ontology annotation, cellular component: cytoplasm; nucleoplasm; ASAP complex. The coding region runs from base 37 to 885 and encodes 282 amino acids. NCBI's taxonomy places the organism in Eukaryota, Metazoa, Chordata, Mammalia, Afrosoricida, Chrysochloridae. The record is from RefSeq and is a predicted model, not a curated record. The transcript has 7 exons.